Messenger RNA from Colletotrichum destructivum, 489 nucleotides. RefSeq lists its product as uncharacterized. Bases 1 to 489 code for a protein of 162 amino acids. Lineage: Eukaryota; Fungi; Ascomycota; Sordariomycetes; Glomerellales; Glomerellaceae. The record is from RefSeq and is a predicted model, not a curated record. The transcript has a single exon.
AUGCAACAAUACGGAAUAGAGUGGUUCGAUGUCCUCCUGGCGCAGAACCCCCGAUGGGUGCGCGGGACAGCGACGACGCAGACGAUAAUCCAAGCAGCCAACCAGACCGGAGCGGUGACGUUUACCUCGUUCGCCAGGUUCGGCCAUAUCUCCGGGGUCAAGGCCACGUUCCCAACCAAGGCACAGUUCGUCACGUGGGCCCAGAGGGGGGCCAUCCUCAAGAACUUGUUGCACCUGGAGGCGGCCAAGCUGCUGCACGUUUGCAUGCUGAUGCCAGAGCAGCAGCAGGCCUUGGGCUGUCCAGUGCGGCAUGAUGUGCCCCUGGCAGAUGACUUUCCUCUGCCACCACUGGACAAGAUGCUGUCGACCACCGCGGCGGCGUUUGGGCUGUGGAUGGCAGACCGGAGCCGGAUCGAGAGACUGCGAUUCUUCUUCGAGGAACGUAUUGGUACUGCGCAGGGCUUGAGCUCGUUGGUAGAUGAUUUGUGA